Molecule: messenger RNA, 3122 nt
Organism: Osmerus eperlanus (European smelt)
Lineage: Eukaryota; Metazoa; Chordata; Actinopteri; Osmeriformes; Osmeridae
Product: leucine-rich repeat-containing G-protein coupled receptor 5-like
Exons: 18
Coding region: 283-3024 (913 amino acids)
Biological process (GO): activation of adenylate cyclase activity; hormone-mediated signaling pathway; adenylate cyclase-activating G protein-coupled receptor signaling pathway
Cellular component (GO): plasma membrane
Molecular function (GO): protein-hormone receptor activity; G protein-coupled peptide receptor activity; protein binding
Source: RefSeq, a predicted model, not a curated record
UUCACUCGCGCUGGUUUUGAAUGGCAUUGACUGACGUCACGAAAUGCGGCGCAUAGGCGAGUGUUUAAAACUGUGAAGCAUUUCAGGAUGGAACUCGGAGAAUAAGAAAUAGGGGAACACACGCAAUCGACUGCACGCAUGCAAGCCAAGGCUCGAUAGCCUACAACCGACCAUCAACUGAUCUGAGGGACUUUACUAAACGUGCGACCAGGCGGAAAACUUAACUCCUGCCGAGAAACUUAUAGUGCGCAGUAAAUUAAAAAUACAUUUCAUACAGUGGAGAUGUUUCAACUCCGUGAAGUUGUAAUUAUAUUGUUACUGGCGGUGGUGGCGGAAUGUGGAGCCGUACCGCAGAAGGGGGCUCCUCUGGGCGACUGCCCGUCCCGCUGUCACUGCGAAGAAGACGGCAUGCUUCAGAGGGUCGACUGCUCGGACCUCGGGCUCACGGCACUACCAGACAACCUGAGCGUCUUUACCUCCUAUCUCGAUCUGAGCAUGAACAACUUGACCCUGCUGCCCAGCAGUGCCCUCACCAACCUCCACUUCCUAGAAGAGCUACGUCUUGCAGGGAAUGACUUGACUUUCAUCCCCAAAGGAGCGUUUGCAGGACUCUUCAAUCUCAAAGUUCUGAUGCUCCAGAACAACCAGCUGCAGCAGGUUCCUGGAGAGGCCCUGCAGAAUCUACGGAACCUCCAGUCCUUGCGUCUGGAUGCCAAUCACAUUUCCAGCGUCCCCCAAGGCUGUUUCUCAGGCCUUGUGUCCCUGCGCCACCUGUGGUUGGAUGACAACGCCCUGACGGAGGUGCCAGUCUAUGCCCUGGGCACCCUGCCCUCCCUGCAGGCCAUGACCCUCGCUCUGAACCGCAUCACGCACAUCCCGGACCGAGCCUUCGCCAACCUCUCCAGCCUGGUGGUCUUGCAUCUGAAUAACAACAGGAUCUCCUCUCUGGGAACACUGAGCUUUCAGGGCCUCCACAACCUCGAGACGCUGGAUUUGAACUACAACAGUUUGGAGGAGUUCCCUGUUGCUAUCCGAGCUCUCAGCCACCUGAAGGAGCUGGGUUUUCACAGCAACAGCAUCCAGUCCAUCCCCGAGCAUGCCUUCACGGGAAACCCCUCUCUCCUGACAAUAUUCUUCUAUGACAACCCCAUCCAGUUUGUGGGCAGAUCAGCGUUCCAGCAUUUGCCUGAGCUUCGUACACUGUCUCUGAAUGGAGCAGCAGAGAUCACAGAGUUCCCAGACCUGACUGGCACCAUGAGCCUGGAAAGCUUAACCAUCACUGGAGCCAGAAUCACCUCUCUGCCUCGCAAUGUUUGUGACCAGUUACCUAACCUGCAAGUUCUAGACCUGUCCUACAACCGGAUCCAGUCUCUUCCCAGCCUCAGGGGCUGUGAGAAGAUCCUGAAGAUUGACCUGCAUCACAACGAGAUAGAGGAGGUUCAUGAGGACACUUUCCAGGGCCUGGCGUUGCUACGAUCUCUAGACCUGGCAUGGAACAAACUGACACUUCUGGACGAACAAUCCUUUACCAGCCUCCCAGCCCUGGCCAAACUAGACCUCACGUCAAACCAGCUCUCCUAUCUGCCCGUGUCCGGUCUCCAUGGUCUGACCCAACUCAAACUGGCUGGGAACACAGCACUGCACGGACUUCUGGCUGCGGACAGCAUGCCAAAACUUAGGGUUAUGGAGCUGCCCUAUGCGUUCCAGUGCUGUGCAUUCGUCUCUUGUGAGAAGCAUGCAAAUCCCUGGGAGAGAGAAGAUGGCACUGGCAAGGAGGAGUUUGCCAGGAGAGAUGCCAUCUUGACCAACCAAGAAGACCACGACCUAGAAGACUUCCUGCUUGACUUUGAUGACGAACCAAAGUCUCACCACUCUGUUCAGUGCUCCCCAGCACCAGGUCCAUUCCGUCCCUGUCAUCACCUCUUCGGCAGUUGGCUGAUCCGUGGAGGGGUGUGGCUCAUUGCUGCUCUCUCAUUGGUCAGCAACGGCCUGGUGAUGGUGUCCAUCUUCUUGUCGCCCUCCUUCCUGACCCCCGCCAAACUCCUGAUCGGCCUUCUGGCGCUGGUGAACUGCAUGAUGGGAGUGUGGAGCGGCGCUCUAGCCGUGGUCGACGCCCUCACCUACGGAACCUUCGCCCGCUACGGCGCCCAGUGGGAGAGCAGCGCCGCCUGCCGCAUCACCGGCUUCCUGUCUGUGUUCGCCUCGGAGACCAGCCUCUUCCUGCUGACGGCGGCGGCCCUGGAGCGAGGGCUGUCGGUGCGUCGGGGGAAGGGGGGCUCGGCGGGCACCAUGCCCGGGGAGGGGAGGGGGUCCCUGGGCACCGUGAGGCUGGUGGCUGGGCUGUGUUUCCUCCUGGGGCUGGCCGUCACCCUGCUGCCUCUCCUAGGGGACUACGGCGUGUCGUCUGUCUGCCUGCCUGUGCCCAACACGGAGCCCUCCAGCCUGGGCUUCAUGGUGGCCCUGGUCCUGGUCAACUCCCUCUGCUACCUCAUCAUGACCGUCACCUACACCCGGCUGUACUGCCGUCUGGAGAAGGGCGAGCCAGAGGACCUGGGAGACUGCUCCAUGAUCCGCCAUGUGGCCUGGCUCCUCUUCGCCAACUGCCUGCUCUACUUCCCUGUGGCUUUCCUCUCCUUCUCCUCCCUCCUGCGCCUGCCCUCCGUGGGCCCCCUGGUGGUGAAGGCCGUGCUGCUGCUGGUGGUGCCCCUGCCCGCCUGCCUCAACCCCCUGCUCUACCUGCUCUUUAACCCCCACUGCCGCGAGGACCUGGCGCUGCUGGCCAAGAGGACUCGCGGAGCCUUCCGGAAAGUUGGCCGCCUCAGUCGUGUCUCGCUCAGCUCCGAGGAUGCAGAGAAGCAGUCAUGUGACUCUACGCAGGCCCUGGUGACCUUUGGAGGUGGAUCAAGGGAGGAGGAGGAGGAAGAUCAUAGGGGGAAGGUGGGGUCACAGGUGACCAAUAGCAACUCCACUGCCUCUGAGCCACACCCACACCAACCAUCUGUUGCCUUUGUGCCUUGUCGCUAGGCAACGCCACCAAACACCAACUGCCCCCCCCCUUCCCCAACCCCUCCCCCUUCUCCCUGUGUCCUUACACCCCCACCACAGGGAGAAAAAGACAGACA